GGGAGGGAGCAAUUGAAUUUCAAACACAAACAACUGCAUGGGGCACUCUCCCACCUCCCUGGAGCUCCCGCGCUGCUAGCACCGAGGGCCGCGGCCGCACGCCGCCCCCACCCAGCGCUCGGGAGGGCCGGGGGCACCAUGUCCCGCUCCAACAGGCAGCGGGAGUACAAGUGCGGGGACCUGGUGUUCGCCAAGAUGAAGGGCUACCCGCACUGGCCCGCCCGGAUCGACGAGAUGCCGGAAGCUGCCGUGAAAUCCUCCUCCAAUAAAUACCAAGUCUUUUUCUUCGGGACCCAUGAAACAGCAUUCCUGGGCCCCAAGGACCUGUUCCCCUAUGAGGAGUGCAAGGAGAAGUUUGGGAAGCCCAACAAGCGGAAAGGGUUCAGCGAAGGCCUCUGGGAGAUCGAGAACAACCCCACCGUCAAAGCCUCGGGCUACCAGCCAACCCAGAAGAAGAGCUGCUCCGGGGAUGCUGAGCCGGAGCGAGAGCCGGAGGGUGAUGGCGAGAAGAAGGGCAAUGCAGAGGGCAGCAGCGAUGAGGAGGGCAAGCUGGUGAUCGACGAGCAGUCCAAGGAGAAGAACGAGAAGGCCGGGAUCAAGCGGAAAGCAGAGGAUGCCCUGGAGGACUCCCCCAAACGCUCCAAGGAGGCGGAGGGCCCCGAGGGAGAGAAGAAGGUGGAGAACGAGGAAGCUCCCAAGGAUGAGCAGAAGCCCAGUGCCCCUGAGGGUGAGAAGGGAAAGAACAGCGACGCCGCCGAUGGCCCCGACGCCCGGGAGGUCAAGCCCGAGGGGAAGGAGAAAGCCCCCGCUGCCGAGGAGAUCAGAGAUCACAAGGAGAGCCCGUAGCUGGCCGGCCUCCCCCAGCCGAGCUGCUGUCCUGGCCUGCCCCUUUACUGCUGGGCUCCCCGGGGGCUAAAGAGUCUCGUCCUCCUCAGCUCGUCUCAUCUUGCAACUCUGGAAAAAUAAGAAGAAAAGAAGAAAGAAAGAAAGAAAGAAAGAAAUAAAGAAGAACCCCCCAUUCCCCUGCCCGCCGCACCCCACCCGCGCCACAGGGCGCCUGCUUGUACUAGUGAUCCCUCGGGGGGGGCUCCUCCAUUGAUUUGAAAUAAAUGCGAUUCAUGCCUUUUUAA
Molecule: messenger RNA, 1130 nt
Organism: Alligator mississippiensis (American alligator)
Lineage: Eukaryota; Metazoa; Chordata; Crocodylia; Alligatoridae
Gene: HDGF
Product: heparin binding growth factor
Exons: 6
Coding region: 139-846 (235 amino acids)
Biological process (GO): regulation of transcription by RNA polymerase II
Cellular component (GO): nucleus
Molecular function (GO): transcription coregulator activity; double-stranded DNA binding
Source: RefSeq, a predicted model, not a curated record